UUUUCCGCAGUUUGGAAGAAAACAAAGAAGAAAGUGUAUGAAAAUUCAGGCGUCUUCAAACGCUUGAACACAAUAUAAAAGAAAUCCACCGUUUGUGUUAAACUUGCGCUAAUAACCGUAGAUAAAUAAAAAUCCUUUCAAUAAGGACUUUCUUAUAACACAAAACAGGAUGACGACGGAGACAACUCCUCACCAGCAGCACCAACAACAACAAAUCCGUAUAGCACUCUCGGAAAUUCCAAGUCGCUUGGAAGCGCUGCGUUUCGCAAGUGGAGGUGCUACAACGCCGACAGCUACACCAAAUCGCUACAGCCCCAAUGAACCAACACCAGCAACACUUUUUAAUACGCCGCAUCUUCUAGACAAUACUACAAAUGUAGCACUUUCUCAGGAUAACAUCUUAUCACCAAUGCCAUCACCGGAUGAAAUGAUAAUUCGUCAACGUGGUCGGCGUCGCUUUAACAACGGCUUAUCGCCAGAUGUCGGCAAUACGCCACUACGUAUGCCCUUCCAACGUACACCAACCAAGGUACCAUUAAGUACCAGCAUGAUAUUGCGCAGUUCACCGCGUAAGCGUCUCACAAUGGGUAGUACACCACCGGCGCCUGAACCACCAGUAAUGCCUUCACCAACAAAAGCCAAACAACAAUUAUGGCCAACAGGCACACCAAUGGCGAAGAAAUUACGUCUUGGCGGUGAAGAUGGUAACAGCGGUAAACCAAUUGCACAAAUGAAUGAAGAAAUGCCUUUACCAGUGCUUUUGCAAGGAAUGUCGCAACAACAACUUAUUAAUCUGAUUGUCGGAGAAUUGGUUGCGGGCGACGCUAAAACCGAGGAGAGUUUUCGUACCCGUCUGCCUAUGCCAGAUAUAAAUCCAUUAGAGGAGGAGUUGUUACAUGCCAAACGACAAAUAUUUCGCUCACUACCAACAUCACGCCUUUGUAAGAAAACCGAUAGUAGCGCUUAUUCACGUGCGUCACUACAUCUCAGUGAAUUCAAGCGUUUGCUUAGCGCACACACCAAACAACUAUAUGAUUCGGGGAAUUGGGACGCAUUGCUGGACUAUGUGACCAUGGCUUGGCCGAUUGUACGCGCUACUCCGCACUGGGAUAGCGCGACACAUAAUGUAAUCCGUCGUCAAUGUUUCAAACUUCUAGCAUGCCAUUGUAUUGCAUCUUUGAAGAACGGUGGACAACGUUUGGGCAUGGCGCGUCUACACGAAACCGAACGAAAUUUGCGCGAAUGGACGCGAGACUACGAAGACGUUCAGUCGUGUCUGAGCGCCUUGAAUAAAGCGAUAGCAAAAGGACGAGCAACGCUAUAGUAUCUUCCUAAUAGUUUUACAAUUUGUAGUUGUAGAAUUAUUUUUUAACGAAAGACUUGCAUGAUUUUAAAUAAUAAUACUUUAUUUCUGUUUAGUAUUUUUAGAAAUGUUAAAACCUACACAUUUUAGAAUUUUAAAGUUGCCAUUAAUUUCGUAUAUUUAAAACUGCUGGUUAUAGCGAUAUAAUGUGAUCAUAAAGACAAGUGACAAAUACAAUCACAAACUUAACAAAACCCAAAAUAUAUCUAAAAAAUUUUAUUAAUAUAAGACCAUGUAUUGUUUUUACAUAAUCUAGAUUAGUACGAAAUCCCAUUUGUAUAUAUUUGUAUAUUCAAUCAUAUAAUCGCGCCAGCCUCUGGUAUAUGUGAAUAUAAUUGGUGGAAAACUCUUAAUAUUUGUCAAGAUUUGUAAUCAACAAAACGCAUUUGUAUAUUUCAUUGUUGUGCAUUUCAAUACUCAAAAUUUUAAAAUUGCACGCUUAGUCAUUUGUUAGCAGCCAUAUCACAUGCCGGCAGUACAUUAAGCUGCACUAAGAUAAACAUAUGCUUGCUUACGCCUAUAUUCGGUAUUAAUAAUCUAAGAAAUUUUUUUUUUUUAUUUUAAGUUUCAAAAUUUGCUAUUACUAAUCGUUAUGUCUGGAAUAAAAGGUAUGUGUACUCAUUUCGUAUAUUCUGGUAUGCUAUUAUCGUUAUAUUUUCUGUGCAAAUCAUGUCAUUUAUUGUUAUUUUUAAUAUGCUGCACUUAGUAAUAAGCAUUUUAUUCAGAGUUUUUAUUAAUACGAACAUAAUAAAGCGUGUACAUUUUUACAACUGAAAAUUUGAAA
Molecule: messenger RNA, 2147 nt
Organism: Bactrocera neohumeralis
Lineage: Eukaryota; Metazoa; Arthropoda; Insecta; Diptera; Tephritidae
Exons: 2
Coding region: 170-1324 (384 amino acids)
Biological process (GO): nuclear protein quality control by the ubiquitin-proteasome system; proteasome localization
Cellular component (GO): nucleus
Source: RefSeq, a predicted model, not a curated record